Messenger RNA from Galendromus occidentalis (western predatory mite), 1063 nucleotides. RefSeq lists its product as uncharacterized. The record is from RefSeq and is a predicted model, not a curated record. The transcript has 2 exons. Lineage: Eukaryota; Metazoa; Arthropoda; Arachnida; Mesostigmata; Phytoseiidae. Gene Ontology annotation, biological process: dephosphorylation. Bases 13 to 990 code for a protein of 325 amino acids. Gene Ontology annotation, molecular function: phosphatase activity.
GAACCGCCAUAAAUGUUGUUGUACGGCCCGGCUGCGUUAGGUUUCCUGUUCGCUGUGACGACUCCAGGAUUCCUGCCCGAUGAAGAGCUCGAUCAUUUGGUGGUCCUUUCUCGUCAUGGGGAGCGGUACCCCUUGUCUCCGGUGCCAGAACUGGGAGAUUUCUCGUUAGGAGCUCUGACACCAAACGGCUUCACGGAGGAGAAGAACUUCGGGAUUCAGCUCUCGGAAUGGUACUCUGAGUUUUUCGAGAAGAAGCCGACGGCACACCUCGCCUCUGUGAACACGUCGCGCUGCAUCGAUACCGCGAUCGCGAUCAUGGAUGGACUCUCGAUUGACGAUUACUCGUUUGAACUGCUGGGAACGAUCCGAGUUCUCCCGAAUGAUGUGGACAGUUUAUUACCGCUGAUCGAGCAGAGCAAGACACAGGUCCUGCCUCCGUGUCUUGACGCAGCUCUGGAGAAUAUUGAGCUCGGAACCUUCACGAACUUCCCCGAAAGCUCAGCCGACGUAAUCCAUGCAGUCCUGAAACUCCUGCUGGCGGAUGCGGUCGACACCCUGAUGCAAUCGGGUUAUACAGGGAAAGUACUCGGAGUCGAUCUCGCCACAUGUGUUGGAGCGGGGACGAAAGUUAUGGGGGAAGAUGCCUUUGCACGCCUGACAGAUAUCUGCCGACCUUCGCAGUGCGUCGCUAUCAUUUCGAAACUCAUGGAUGACCUUCGAGCAUUAGCGAGUGAAAACAAGCCACCGAGGAAAAGCGUGAGCGUGUAUGGAUUGUCAGAUGUGCACAUCCUGGACCUACUACAGUCUCUCUUACCGCAGUUCAACCACACCAGACCCCAAUUCGGUGGCUACAUCCUCUUGGAGUUGCGAGGAGACGACGUGAGGAUUUUGACGGGUCAACAUGUAUCCAGUCAGCCGAAAGAGCGGGCAUCGCUGAAUAUACGAGAAGUCAUACACUUGCUACAGAACAGGGUCGGUCCUACCGUCUAAGCAGGAUACCGAAUCCACCCUACCAGCGCAGUGCUGGAAUGCUUACACGAAAUUCCCAUAUUCCAAAUAAAUC